Molecule: messenger RNA, 1191 nt
Organism: Colletotrichum higginsianum IMI 349063
Lineage: Eukaryota; Fungi; Ascomycota; Sordariomycetes; Glomerellales; Glomerellaceae
Product: Duf6 domain-containing protein
Exons: 3
Coding region: 1-1191 (396 amino acids)
Cellular component (GO): membrane
Source: RefSeq, a predicted model, not a curated record
AUGGCCGGUUUUCCCAGCUACACGAUCCGAACGUUUGCCUUUCACACCCACUUGCGCGUCAUGGACAAAGGCUUGAAUCGGUCAUUCUUUCAGCGGCACAAGCCUUCGCUGCUUGUAUUGAUUUCUCAGCUGUCGGCGGCGGCUCUCAAUGGCUUUGCCAAAUUCUUCGAGACGGCUGACAACCCUGUCCACCCCUUCCAAGUCCUGUUUGUCCGGUUCCUCAUCACCGGCGUGGCCAGCACGUUCUAUCUCUGGUACGCCAAAGUCCCCAACUUCCCAUGGGGCCUGCCCGAGUUGAGGCCUUUGCUGGCCCUCCGGGCGGCAGCUGGCGUCUUUGGGGCCUUUGGAUUCUAUUUCUCUAUCAUGUAUCUCAAGCUCAGCGAGGCUACGGCCUUGAACUUCCUUGGCCCCCUCACUGCCAUGAUCCUAACCCGGUAUCUUGACUUUGGAACAUUCGAGGUGAUUGACCGCAUCGGAGCUCUUGUGGCACUCCUUGGCGUGAUCCUUGUCGUACAGCCUGAUACGCUCUUCGGAUCGCAGUCCACGCUCAAAAGCGCCAGGCAGUCCACGGCAGACGACGGUGCCAAGGGUCGCAUGAUGGGCUUCGGCUUCGGGGUGAUGAGUGUUAUCGGCGGCGCAAUUGCUCUCACCGCGAUUCGAUCCAUCGGGCCGAGAGAGCACCCCAUAUUCAGUGUCAUGUAUUUCGCUUGGACAAUCGUACUGGUGACGACUGUCGCGUUCUUCCUGAUGGAGAGCGUACACUUGACGACGAGCGUGCUUUCGUGGUUGAAACUCGUACCACUCGGGGGUUUCGGCUUCGCAAUGGUGAGUGGGCGAUGUCUACAACGAGUUGCGCAUCCUAACAGUGGGCGCCUUCAGGAGUGUUUGCUCACCGCUGGCAUCGCCAACGAUGCCUCAUCGGCUGCUACCAUCAUGAUAUACUCCCAGGUGGCGUGGGCUUUGCUGCUAGACUGGCUUGUAUGGCAUUCCCCGGUCAACAUCCUUGCCUUGGUUGGAAUCGGGAGCGUCCUAACCAGUCUGGUGGUUGUUUCCUCAGCCAAGGAGUGGAGGUGGCUCAGAAAGGGUCGCUACAACAUCUUAUCGCAGACUUCGCCAGACGAAGCCGAACAAGUAGAUGGAGAUGUGGACGAGGAGGUAGUUGAGAUGCAACCAAACAGUUCAGUAGCAUGA